AUGGACGAUGAAAUCGAUGAUAUAGAUAGAGUCUCUGGCUUACCUGAUUUUCUCCUGCAUCGGAUAUUGUCUUUUCUCCCCCGAAAAGAUGCGAACCAAACCUGUGUCUUGUCUAAACGAUGGAAUUAUAUUUGGGAUACCUCCCCUGUAUUUGACUUCGAUCAAGAUAUUUAUAUACCCGACCCUAUCGCGUUUACGCCAAAGUAUAGGAAGCAAGCUCGGGAAUUCAUAAACUUUGUCGACAAGUCUUUGCAGAGAUUCAGUUGCUGCAAUUUGUUAAUGGAGAAAUUGGAGCUACGCAUGCGUCUUAUCGAGCGUAACCAUUUUCCAAUGAUUGAUCAAUGGCUAGCAUUAUUUCUUAAUCUAGAUAGUGGAGUUCAAGAGAUGCGCCUGAUGGUCAAAACAGGUUACUCAGAUUAUGAUGAUGAUGAUGGUAUCUACACUCUUCCUAAGACGACAUUUGUGGCCAAAUCAAUAAGUGGUCCUUCCAAGUUGGAUCGUCUUCAAAAACUAUCACUGGAGUUCGUUAAUAUAAGUGAAUCAGUUAUCCAGAAUAUUGACCGUAACUGUCAUAAUCUCAACUAUCUUUAUCUUCAAAAUAUUUGUGGACUCAAAACUCUCCAGAUUUCCAAACUUAACAAACUUGAGACGGUUACCAUUGUUAGUACCGGAUACUUGCGUGACCUUGAGAGCGUCAAUAUUGAUGCACCAAAUCUUAAAUACUUCCGUAUAGAUGCAAAUGGUCCUAAGUGUUGCAUCAGUUUGAAUUCAUGCUAUAAUUUGAAAGAACUACGUUUAAGUGGUUGUGGGAUCACCGAUGACUUAUUGCAUUGGUAUCCUUCUAGAUUUCCCUUCAUUGAAGUUCUUGAAAUUUCCAAUUGCAGCUUGUUGCGAAAGUUUGAGAUUUCUGCUCAGCGCCUUAAGAGACUUCGACUCUUUUUUGGAUGUCUUGGUGUUGAGAGGAUUCAAGUCAAUGCUCCAACCUUGUCAAUAUUUGAAUGCAUGACUUUUAAUAAGCCUGUCUUAAUUCCAGAGAAUGUCCCAUGUCUCAUGAAAAUUGUUUAUGCAAUGCAUAGAGUUGCAGAUAGUUCUUGGUUCUCUGAGUUAAGGAAAUCUCUCGGACAUCUGCCCCAGAGGAAACUCUUCACUGUGGAAAUUCAUCCCUGCAAGGCAAGUACUUAUGCCAGUUUGUCCCUUUUCUCAAAUAUAUACGCAUGCUUAUGA
Messenger RNA from Morus notabilis, 1224 nucleotides. Its product is annotated as putative F-box/LRR-repeat protein At3g18150. Gene Ontology annotation, molecular function: protein binding. The record is from RefSeq and is a predicted model, not a curated record. The transcript has a single exon. Bases 1 to 1224 code for a protein of 407 amino acids. NCBI's taxonomy places the organism in Eukaryota, Viridiplantae, Streptophyta, Magnoliopsida, Rosales, Moraceae.